Messenger RNA from Coniophora puteana RWD-64-598 SS2, 1279 nucleotides. RefSeq names its product P-loop containing nucleoside triphosphate hydrolase protein. Gene Ontology annotation, cellular component: mitochondrial inner membrane. Lineage: Eukaryota; Fungi; Basidiomycota; Agaricomycetes; Boletales; Coniophoraceae. The annotation marks the transcript as partial. The transcript is spliced from 9 exons. Gene Ontology annotation, biological process: protein insertion into mitochondrial inner membrane from matrix; mitochondrial respiratory chain complex III assembly. Gene Ontology annotation, molecular function: ATP hydrolysis activity; ATP binding. The record is from RefSeq and is a predicted model, not a curated record.
GGGAUUCGUGGCGGAAAUAGCCAGACGUCAGCUGUACAAUCUCGAGGCCCGGUUCUCGCGUUUCUUCUUUGUCACCGCCCAGAUACCGGCCGAUGACGACUGCUUCGACUGGCUUCUAGUAUGGCUCUCGAAACAACCUGCCAUCAAAAACGCGCGCAAGAAGCUUUUCUCCACUAGCAAAGACCGUAGGAGCCUCGCGAUCCUUCCCGAGGAAGGCGACCACUGGUGCGACUCCAAGAGUCGCCGCCUCUUCAGCCUGCCUUCCGUCUUUGAGACCUACUCGCUGUGGUACAGGCGACGCUGGGUGCGCGUCAUGCGCGUGGCGCUUCCCCAUCCUGGGCAAUAUGAUAAAGAGGCCAUGCAGCUCCAGAUUCUUACGUGGAACCAUGAUCUCCUAGACGAGCUUCUUCUGGAGGCUAAGAAAGAUUAUCUGGCCUCGUUUGAGGAUAAGAUCUGUGUCUACGUGGCUAAUCCUUCGUCAAGCGACUGGAUUCCCCUCGCCACCCGCCCGAAACGGCCCAUCCAGUCGAUCAUUCUUGACUCUGAUGUUCAGAAUAUGGUUCUUGAAGACGUCCAAGAAUUCAUGAGGAGCAAAGCCUGGUACACCGAGCGAGGAAUACCUUUCCGUCGAGGAUAUCUCUUGCACGGCUCCCCUGGCUCAGGAAAGACGUCUCUCAUCCACAGCAUCGCAGGAGAACUCGGGCUCGACGUCUUCCUCAUCUCCCUUUCGGCCCGCGGCAUGGACGACACGAAGCUCGCUGAGCUCAUCGCGUACCUCCCCGAGCAGUGCAUCACGCUCAUGGAGGACAUCGACGCUGCGUUCCUGCACGGUGUCAGCCGCGACGGCGUCGACGGCGUAUCGAGCCCCCAGGCUCAGAGUCAUAGCGGCGGCGCAACGGUGACGCUUAGCGGGUUGCUGAACGCGCUCGAUGGCAUCGGCGCGCAGGAGGGCCGGAUAUUGUUCGCGACGACGAACCGCUACGCUGCGCUCGAUCCGGCGCUAUGUCGCCCUGGGCGGAUGGAUCUACACGUCGAGUUCCGCCAUGCGAGCAGGCGGCAGGCUGAGGAGCUGUUCACGCGGUUCUUCAACAUCGGGACUUCGCCACCGCCGCCAGCGGAGUUGGAGAAACAGCUGUCAGCCGAAGAUAUCAACGACCUCGCGAUCCGCUUCGCCGAGUCGAUCCCUGAGCACGAGGUGUCGAUGGCGACGCUCCAGGGUUUCCUGAUGAUGUACAAGCACAACCCCGUCGACGCUGCCUACGAGGUCUGGGCGUAUGUG